AUGGUCACUCCAGUGACCAAUGGGGGUUCUAAAUCAUCAUCUACUACAACUUCUUCAAAACCAAAUGAUGAUGAUAGUAAUAAUGAGACAACAAGCUAUUCUGAUAGCGAAAAUGAAGAAGAUUCCAGUGAUAAUGAUUAUAUCAGUGAUGAUUCCAAUUCGAAUGAUUAUUCAAAUGAUUCUCCCAUUACAUAUUUAUCAACUGAUGAAGAAUUACCGCCUAGUAGUGAUGAAGAUGAAAAUGAAAAUACAAAUGAUGAACUACCAUUAUCACAAUCUAAUAUCAACAACCAACGUCAAACGAAUGAUGAGUUAAUAAUCGAACUUAUUUCUAAUACUGAUUCAUUAAUUUUAUUUAUUUAUAAUUUAUUACAACGUGUAAGAUGUUUAAUAAGCUUCAUUAAGAAAUCAUAUCCACUUGAUCGAUAUAUUCGACAUCAAAUUCAUCUUAAAAAUAUUGAAAUAAAACGAUAUGCUCAAGAACAAAAAACAAAACCGAUUAAACUACAUGGUAUUGUUAUGGAUUUUCGUAUUCGUUGGAAUACGACAUAUGUUAUGUUAUCACGAUUUAUUGCAAUUAGUUCUAUAAUUACAGACGUAACAUUAUCACCUAGUAUUGAAAUUGUAUUAAAAAAUGUUUUAUUUCCUUUUUAUCGAGCAACAAAAUUACUUUCAGGAUCAAAAUAUCCUACCCUUUCAAUUGGGUAUUCUGUUUUAGUAGCAUUGAAAAACUUUUUGACAACUGCUGAAAGUGAUGAAGCAUUAGAAAAUGCAUUUAAAAAACUUUUGUUAAUUCAAUUCAACUAUUAUUUUGAAGAAGAAACAAGUUUAAAACAAAAACAUACGAUUUUAGUACGUCUAACUGUUUGA
Messenger RNA from Rotaria sordida, 870 nucleotides. Lineage: Eukaryota; Metazoa; Rotifera; Eurotatoria; Philodinida; Philodinidae. The record is from the annotation of a GenBank genome assembly.